CUUAGCGUACAUAAAAUUAAGGCCGUGGCUCAGAAGCUUCGCGUAAUCGUGUUUGUUGAAAAAAAAAAGUUUACUCGACAUUGACUGAAUAAAACAGCUUAUUUGGCAAAAACACUUAUUCUCAGUUGAGCUAUGUAUAGUUAUUAGUUAGACAGUGUUCGGAAAAAUUAGUUACAAUUAUGAUGCUCCAAAAUUUCUGGCUAGUUUUCAUUUUGGCUCUGAUCGGUGCUGUUCAGAGUUCCCGUGUCCUGGAACUGAGCGACCGGUUUCUGGAUGUCCGGAACGAGGGCCAAUGGUUCGUGAUGUUCUACGCACCGUGGUGUGCCCACUGUAAAAAGCUGGAACCGGUGUGGGCCCACGUUGCCCAAGCCUUGUACAACACCAACAUUCGGGUGGGGCGCCUCGAUUGUACCCGGUUCACGGCAGUGGCCCAGGCGUUCCACGUCAACGCGUAUCCUACGAUUAUUUUUGUUAAAGGUCCUUACGACUACGUCUACAGCGGGGAACGUUCUAAGGAAGAAUUGAUCCACUUUGUAAAUCGUAUGUCUGGACCACCGGUUCAGCAAGUCACUCGUCUCGAGAGCAUCGAUAUUUUAAAAUCCAACAAUCCGAUAUUUUUUACGUACGUCGGCAAGCAGGAUGGAACUUUGUGGGACGUAUUCUACGGAGCAGCUGAGGCAUAUCAAGCCCACGGAUAUUUUUAUGCCACAUCUGUUGAGAUAGCAAAACGACACUUUGACAUCGAUACAGUUCCUGCGGCUCUGGUUUAUAAGGAGCGUAGCCACUUUUACUUCCCGUAUUCCGAUAACUACGAACUUCUAGAACCGACCCACCUCAACGAGACUCUCUUCCGCUGGGUGAAUGAAGAGAGAUUCCCAACCUUCCCGAAGAUAACACGAGGCAACCUUCAUCAUAUUGUUCAAACCAAAAAAUAUCUCGUACUGGCAGUGGUCGAAGAAAACAAACUUAGCGAAAUAGCGGCCCACGAGCAGGAGUUUCGGGACAUGGUGGAAAUUUUUGUCCACAAAAAUAAACACAAAUAUCACUCGUACUUCCAGUUUGGUUGGGUCGGCACUCCGGAUUUGGCUCGGUCCAUUGCAAUGGACUCGCUGGCCACACCGCAUUUGAUAGUGCUGAAUGCUAGCACCAAUGAGCAUCACAUCCCCGAGGAUGACCCGCUGCAGUUGACGCCGGAGGCUAUCGAACUGUUCCUGGACAGUAUCCACAAUCAAACUGCCCCUACCUUCGGAGGUAAUUCACUCCCGGUGAGGAUCUAUCGGGCCUGGUUCGAGGCGAAAACAUCGCUACAGGAUAUGUGGCUCGGAAAUCCGGUUCUCACAUCGGUUCUGUUCGGUCUUCCGUUGGGUUUCCUCUCGCUGAUCAUGUACUCGAUCUGCUGUGCCGACAUUCUGGAUGCCGACGAGGAAGAUGACGAGCUACGGCACGAGAAGAAGGAAUAAGCUCUAAAACGCGUACCACGCUCUCUCCCUUUCCGGCCCAUGCAGGUCGGUUUUAAGCCAAAGGUAAGGUGUUAUGUAGUUAAAUUUUUCGUAACAAUCCAGCUAAUAAGUUUUUCGAGUAUUAGUCGGUACAUUCCCGUACGUAUCAUUAACAAAAAAAAGUAAAAGCUUAAACAAAAGUAACACUCUGGAUUUCAAAAAUAAGUCGAAUCCAUUUUCUAGUCACUUGUGUAUCGGAAGGCGAUGUGCGUAUGUUUUACGUUUGAUUGUCAUGCGCUUUUCCAAUUUGGCAUGAUGAGCAGAAGAACAAAAGAACAGCGAUCAAUCGCUUACGAUUCUAACAGAUAAAAUUAGUAGGAAUAAUCGAAUCAAUGCGUGUUGGUGUUUUUGAUAGAAGCGUCACCACUUUUAAAAAUAAUGAAUCUGACGAUAAUCUGUAAAAGUAGUAAGGGUUU
Messenger RNA from Uranotaenia lowii, 1915 nucleotides. It is a transcript of the gene Tmx3, whose product is annotated as protein disulfide-isomerase TMX3. Gene Ontology annotation, cellular component: endoplasmic reticulum. The transcript is spliced from 4 exons. Gene Ontology annotation, molecular function: protein disulfide isomerase activity. The record is from RefSeq and is a predicted model, not a curated record. Bases 180 to 1460 code for a protein of 426 amino acids. Gene Ontology annotation, biological process: peptidyl-cysteine oxidation. Lineage: Eukaryota; Metazoa; Arthropoda; Insecta; Diptera; Culicidae.